AUGCCUUCUCCACAUUACCCGAUUUUCCCCACAAAUCAACGAGAAGCCCGUAAACGGGCUCGUCUGGAACCCAAUUCUUCCUCUUCAUCUCGGCAAAAACGGCCUCAGCCUCGUCUAGGUAGCCACAGUGACCAAGAACCUCCAUUACUAUACUGUACUCACGAGGUUCGGCACGCAGCCUUGAUCGACCAUUUCGCAGAACAGCUUGUGGGCUGCCGCCAGGUGUCCCGCCUUCCCGAGGCAGUUUAUUAUCACGCUGUAAGUGAAAGUGUCGGGCGAAAGCCCGACUUCUUGCAUUCUGUGAUAUAA
Striga asiatica is the source of this 309-nucleotide messenger RNA. The record is from the annotation of a GenBank genome assembly. NCBI's taxonomy places the organism in Eukaryota, Viridiplantae, Streptophyta, Magnoliopsida, Lamiales, Orobanchaceae.